Trichomonas vaginalis G3 is the source of this 1776-nucleotide messenger RNA. Its product is annotated as A-type inclusion protein-related family. NCBI's taxonomy places the organism in Eukaryota, Parabasalia, Trichomonadida, Trichomonadidae. The transcript has a single exon. The coding region runs from base 1 to 1776 and encodes 591 amino acids. The record is from RefSeq and is a predicted model, not a curated record.
AUGUUUAGGAAUCGGCUCCUUUCGACAUAUUCUCGAAAGGAGCUGGAGGAUAUUUUUAUCGAGGAAUGUAUGUCUUUAGAUGAACUUGCUACGCAACUUUUCGAUCUAGAAUCAAAGUUAGCAAAAUCUAAAUCAAAAAAUCGAGUAAUUGAAGAACAAACAGAAGCAACAAAUCAACCAGAAACAAAUAUAUCAGGCAAAGAUAUGCCAAAAAUUAAUAAAAAGAUCAAAAAGGAAAUAAAAAAUCUUUUAUAUCAAAUUGAUGAACUAGAUUUAACUUUAAGAAGGGUAGAAGUUACGAGAAAUGAAGAAUUGCGUGAAUUAAAUUACUUUAGAUCUUUUUUUGUGUUCCCAAACAAAAAAUAUCGUUUAGAUGAUUUCGAAAAUCAUUCACCUAUCCAACAAAAGCAAGAUGUUAUUGAAGAACUCGAAGAAUUAUUUAAAUUAAGCAAGGAUUGGGACUCUAAAAAUCAAUAUUUAGCAGCAAUCAAAUUAAUGAAAUUGGAUUUAGACUCAGCAAUAUCAUAUUUUGAAAAACAAAACACAGAUGAUAGUGAAUUGAUUUUUCAAGAAAAAGCUCUUAAAGAUAAAAUUUCAGACUUGGAUCACGAAAUCUUAAUCUUACAAGAACAAGUCGAUAAAAAGAAACAGCAAAAAAAGAAGAUGAAACAAAGAGUCAAUGAGCUCGAAGAUAAACUCAACCAACAAAUCGAAAAUGAAAGAGAUCAUUAUCUUCAACGAACAGCUCUUGAAAAUCAGAUAAAAAAACUAGAAUCACAGCUACCAGAACUAGAUAGCCUUCAAACAGAAAUAAAUGCCCUCCAAAACUCUAAGUUGAAUAUAAAAUCAGAUAUUGGCAGAGAAAAAUGCCGAAUUGCAAGGGAAUGUGGGUUAAAAAUAAUAUCUAACAACCUAGAAACAAUGGACGAUGAUAUAGAAAUUGAUCAAAUGCGUAGGAAUGUAGAAAAACUGAAAUCUUCAAUUAAAGAGACAGAAAAUAUUGUAAAAAACAAGAAAGAAGAGUUGGAAAAAGUCAAAACAUCAAUUAAAGAAGCAAAUGAUUCAAUACAAAUUUUAAAAAUAGAGUGUUCUGGGAUGAGAGACAAAUUUUACACCUUGUACUCAAAGUGCCCUCAAAAUCCAUUUGAAGACCACAAAUUUAUGUAUUUUUUAUACGAUAUGAUGCAUGAAGGGAUGACUCUUGAUGAUGUAAAUGAAGUAAUCAGACAAAUUGAGAUUUUGGAGAAGAAAGUAUCAUACGAAGAUCAAAAACUCAGCAAAAUAUCGAAACUAAAGAAGAUUUUGAACAAAGAAUUGUACGAAAUAACCAUGGCUCAGCGCGAAAGGUAUAACGAUUUUAAAGAUCAAAUAAACUACACAGAAGUCAACAAUAUAUAUUUAUACGAAGGCCAGGCAGCAGUACUCUUUACUAUCUCCGACAUUUUCCUCGCCCUGAAGCCACAAGACUAUGUUUGCCUCAAAUUUGAUUUCUGCAAGAACGAAGCAACAACACAGAUGUUCCACUUUUCGCCGCAGAUAGAGCCGAUGCAGCUCCUGUUCACGUGCGAGAAAUCAGGGUUUGUUAUUGAAGUAGUGACAAACGGACUAUCGAUAUCUCUGUUGCGGCAAAAUGGAGAUGUUAUCGGCUCAACAAUUGUUGAUGUUACAAAAUUGGCCGCAGAACAAGAAGUUUUCGCAUCUGUUCAGAUUCUUUUCCAUGGAGUGAAUUGUGUUUGCGCAUUUCAUUUGAAUGCAAAGUUAUUAGCACCUCUUUAA